CUAUUUUUGCUGCAGUUUCUCAUUGGUUUUGCGCCGUUGUUCGGUCUGGUAGCCUUUCGUGUCCGAGGUAAGACAGUUCCAGUAAGUGUCCAUACCGCCGUUGUGCUUCGCCCUCCUGCGGAAGUCACUCCAUCACCCCUUCGUUCUUUCCAGCAUUGCUCCAGUCUCUGCGUCGAUUGCUAUUUAUUUCUCUGAUAGAGACAUUUAUCUGAUCCUUUGUUGUUUUCUCUUUGCAUAACUUCUCCUUUUCUCUACAGCAAACUUUUCUUCCGGUUCCUGUUCCUGACCUCCUUCUCCGACAAAGUCAAGCCUCUGAACCACCCAAUUUCUCCUCCGUGGCCUCUACAACCAAUUCUCCGUCACUCAAUCCCCCAAAAAAAGACCUCCAAAAUGACAAACGCCGCACUCGCAGCCACCACCAUCCCCGCGGCCACCAAGCCCGUCCCUUCCGCGCAGAACGGCGUUGAAACCCCUCUCUUCUCUACAAACCUAAUCUCCCCCGAAGUUCUCGCCGUCCUCCCCCCCGGCUACACAAUCCGUCCCCUCCAGCGCUCCGACUUUCAACGCGGCUACCUCGACGUCCUGCGCGUGCUGACGACCGUGGGCGACGUGGAUGAAGACAAGUGGAACCAGCGAUACGACUGGAUCUCUUCGCGCAACGACGAGUACUACCUGCUGGUUGUGUGUGACGAUGCGGAGCGGAUUGUGGGUACGGGUAGUUUGAUCGUGGAGCGCAAGUUUAUUCACUCGUUGGGGCUUGUUGGCCAUAUUGAGGAUAUUGCGGUGGAGAAGGGGCAGCAGGGGAAGAAGUUGGGGUUGAGGAUUAUUCAGGCGCUGGAUUUUGUGGCGGCGAGGGUUGGGUGCUAUAAGAGCAUUCUCGAUUGCUCAGAGGCCAACGAGGGUUUCUACGUCAAGUGCGGUUUCAAGCGUGCUGGACUCGAGAUGGCGCAUUACUACUGAGAUUCUUCAUAAUGACUUCACGGAUCAUUGUCUGUCGAAUGUUUAUCCUGGCGUUUCCUAAAAUUACAUAUUGAGAGCGACUAGAUAGAUUUCGAGUCUUCGUUUCGAUUGAGAUCCUGAAAGCGAGACGAACCCGACUAGAUGUGCUGGUAUUGCAUUAAGAUCAACGCAUUGAUGGCUCCAUGAUCAAAUGCGACUCGUCUUUAUAUAGCGGGACAUUAAUGGACUAUAGAGUUACGGUUUCUAUUCAUGGCGAAUCGUGUGAUUAGUUAUCCCCGCGAGCAAAACUUUUUAGGGUAUAAUACAUGUUACCUUCAUUGAUUGUUCAUAGACUAUCUUUCGGAGAUACGGCUGGCCUCAUAAGCGAACAGCCUCCUAAGAGGAUC
This is a messenger RNA of Aspergillus ruber CBS 135680, 1346 nucleotides long. It is a transcript of the gene gup1, whose product is annotated as glucosamine 6-phosphate N-acetyltransferase. Lineage: Eukaryota; Fungi; Ascomycota; Eurotiomycetes; Eurotiales; Aspergillaceae. Gene Ontology annotation, biological process: UDP-N-acetylglucosamine biosynthetic process. The coding region runs from base 391 to 960 and encodes 189 amino acids. Gene Ontology annotation, cellular component: Golgi apparatus; endoplasmic reticulum-Golgi intermediate compartment; endoplasmic reticulum. Gene Ontology annotation, molecular function: glucosamine 6-phosphate N-acetyltransferase activity; monosaccharide binding. The transcript is spliced from 2 exons. The record is from RefSeq and is a predicted model, not a curated record.